ACGUCUAUUUUUUGCGCUGCCAGACUCAAGAAUCUUCUGCCGCGCUCUGGGAGGACCGUGCGGAAUUAAAGCCAGUUCAGUUGUGGAAUACACACUGUGAGCGCAGACGACGACUUGAUCCGAGGAGUUAUACCAUUACCUCAAGCUUAUCCGCGGACGUCUUUCAGUUGCGUUUAUUUUUGUUGUUCAGAUAAAUGCGUCGACGAAGAAAAGGGUGCUUGAGGCGAGUCGUCGGAACACUGAGCAAGAGGGAAAGUGUUGUUUUAUUUGGCUAAUAUCGGCGUCAGAUCGUAUUGGGAACGUUUUGGAUUUCACAUUAGACAUAGUCUAGCUUCAACACAAACUGAGUUUUAGAACAUUAUCCCCCUGUUCGUCUGCUUGCUCGUUUGGGCGCUGGUAAGGUGCAGCCACGCCGGGUAAAGGCACGGCGCGACGGCCGCCUUCCCUCGGCUAGCUCCCCUGCUCCUUCUGUCCCAGCAAUCGAGGCCUCAUCGAUGAGGCGACAAUGCUCGACAUAAUGUCCGAACACCAAGAUUCGCUGUUAACAUGUAAAACAGAGCCUCUGGCCCCUGAAAGGAAGAAAAGGACAGUUGAAGACUUCAACAAGUUCUGCAGUUUUGUGCUGGCGUAUGCCGGUUACAUACCAAAUCCAAAAGAGGAGAGCUCAUGGUCGCCGACGUCCUCCAGCUCCGCACACAGUUCAGGAUUGUCAGCUGAUGGUGCAAGUGGGGGAAACACCUCCAUGGGCAACGCUUGGACUGAUGGAAACUCCGACAUCCACACAAUCCACACCUUUGUACGGAAAGCGCGAGCAAACAAGGGCAAAAACAUUCGGCGCAUGCACUCAGAGAGCACUCUCCUGGACAAGAUGCGACUUAAAGACUCUUUAUAUGAGAAUGAGUCUGGCAACAAAGUGGAGCGCAAAAAGGACAAAAAGUUGAAAAAGCUGUCUCUGGGUUCUGCCAUGAUGGCGGCAGACAGUGGCAGCAGUGAUGGCGAAAAGAGAGCCCGCAUCAAACGCAGCAAAAACUCAAAGCAGCCGAAAGCCAAGAAGCUCAAGAGCUCUGCUGCUCAUAGUGAGACGGAGUCUGAGACACGACGCACAGACGCACAACCCUCCAGAGACGGUUUGGAUGUGCAGGGAACCUCCCCGUCAAGCAUUGAGGGUCUGGAGAAGAUUCAGCCAGGCGAUUCAAUCAGGGAUGCCGAGAUGAGCUCCAGUGAGGGAGAAACCUGGAUUGCUGAUGAGGACAUCAUGGUGGAAUCAGGCGACGACUCCUGGGACUUGAUCACUUGCUAUUGUGGGAAGCCAUUCGCAGGUCGUCCCAUGAUUGAGUGUAACCAAUGCGGCAUCUGGGUUCACCUAUCUUGCGCCAAGAUCAAGAAAUCCAACGUUCCUGAUGUUUUUUACUGCCACAAGUGCAGGGACUCUCGCCGGUCAGGACACAAAAAAGACACUUAAGAGUGACAAGGCCUGAACUUCACUUCCUUCUUUGAUGCCUCCUGCCAAAUCAGCCUAAAUGAUCAUGUCGUCCCUUGGUAGGAUUCCUUUGACAAUCACUAAAUCUUAUUUAUCCCUUUGCUUUUCAACACACGGCUUGUUGACUGUUUGAUUUGUUAUCAAUGCCAAUAUUUGGUUUUGGAUUGUGCAUAUUUGGUACAUUUCAUUUUUUCAUAAAAGAAGAAAAGUAAAUUUAACUUAAAGUUUUAUUUUAAGUAAUCAUCAGGUCUUUGAGAAUAGUUAAUGCCCGUGACUUAAUUUCCUCUCCUGGCCUGUAUGAAGGUGUCCGCGUAAUAGAGGGGCAGCUCAGUUUUUGUUAAGUUUUUACUUUCUUCCCAUCAGUGGCGUUCACUGAUGCUCACAUCCACUCUAUUUUCACUCUGGUAGUGAUUUUGAUUUUUUUUUUUUGUAAUUUUUUUUUUUUUUUAAUCAGAUUGGCCAACGUGAAAGGUCCUGCAUCUAAAUAAUAUUGCACACUGCUAAUUGCUUUAGUAGUUUGAACACAAGCCCAGAUACGUUGUAUGUGAGUUUUUAUGUGGCUCAUGGAUGAAUCUGUGGUGUAGCUGCGGCUGAUGGAAUCUGUACUUUGAAAUGCAGCUGUGUGUUUUUGUGACUGAGCGCUUAAAAGUUUCCGUCUGCCUUGUUGGUCACUCUGAGGGCAGUCCAUCAUCAGCAGCAUUUUCUUACUCAUCAGAUAUGAUGUUACAAGUGGGUUUUUUUUUUUUUCUUGUCUUCUAUCUCAUCGAGUGGCUGUACGAAUGCUCUGGCAGUGUCACAUUGAAGUGGCCCUGAAGAUUUUUUUUUUUUUUGUAUGAUUGUAAUAUAUGUUUUUUAUUUUUCAUGUUUUAUUUCUUAGCUUUGGUUUAAAAAGCAGCGGCAGUGUUCGUCUGAGGCAGAACGGAAGCGCGUCCUGCAUGGAGAACAAAGGUGUUCUGUACAGAAUGUUCAUUUAAGCUGCUUCAGCGUGGCAAUUUUUAUUUUUUUCUGUUUUGGUUCUGCCAUGUACUUCUUUUGUUGUGGAGAGUCUUGGUAAGUCCAGUAGCAGUUGCACUCUACAACUUCAACUCUGUACAUAUCCUGCUCUUCUUUGACGACUGUACAUAUGUGAAAGUCCAGAUAGAAAUUAAUAACCAGGCAAAGUCUAUAUUUUCUUGCAGUCUGAUAUUGUUUUCUUUAAUUGUAGCUUAAACAAUAAAAGUCUUUGGGAAAUUAUUCUUGUCACUUCUCGCGUGGUUUUCAGCUCAUUUGAGCUUGUUUAGAUUUUAAGUGUGAAUGCCCUAUGACAGCUGGAGGAAGAUGGCCGCCAGUGUUUCAAUGCAUCAUGCGUGUAUCUUGUCACCUGACGAGACUUCAGUGGUUAUGGCGGGGCAGGAGGA
Molecule: messenger RNA, 2877 nt
Organism: Synchiropus splendidus (mandarinfish)
Lineage: Eukaryota; Metazoa; Chordata; Actinopteri; Syngnathiformes; Callionymidae
Gene: phf23b
Product: PHD finger protein 23b
Exons: 5
Coding region: 506-1462 (318 amino acids)
Biological process (GO): negative regulation of autophagosome maturation; negative regulation of autophagosome assembly; positive regulation of protein ubiquitination
Source: RefSeq, a predicted model, not a curated record